This is a messenger RNA of Fusarium oxysporum Fo47, 1517 nucleotides long. RefSeq lists its product as uncharacterized. Bases 109 to 1410 code for a protein of 433 amino acids. The transcript is spliced from 2 exons. Lineage: Eukaryota; Fungi; Ascomycota; Sordariomycetes; Hypocreales; Nectriaceae. Gene Ontology annotation, cellular component: nucleus. The record is from RefSeq and is a predicted model, not a curated record.
CUCGACUGCUCAUCGUGAAAUGCUAUGAACCAUCAAAUCACUUUUAUUUAAGCAACCUCGACAAAGAGUCAUUUAUCGGCUUAAAACUAUUUUAGAGUAAACUUAACUAUGGCGCCAUCAGAAGAUGAAAUCGAGCGGGCGCUCCUUGAUGCCACUUAUCAAGUCUAUCAAGCUACGCCAGACGAAACCACUGUGAACAAGGUUCGCAAACAAACCGAAGAGAAUCUCAGCCUCGAUGAGGGAUUUCUCUCAAGUGCGGAGUGGAAGCAAAAAAGCAAAAGUCUGAUCAAGGAGCGAGUGGAGAAACUUAUGGAUGGAUGGAUUCCAGACAGCAAUAAAAAUGCAGAUUCAGAUGGAGAAGACAAAACUGGCGUGAAGCGCUCUUCUCCUGAUGCUGAAUCACCUGAACCAAAGCCCAAGCGCCAGAAGCGCGUCACAAUGCCCAAAUCAAAACCAAAGUCAAAAAAGGCGAACAAGAAGGAGGAGUCUGAUAUUGAAUCUGACCUUGAAUCUAAGCCCAGUGUAUCCAGCGAACUGAGCGAGCUGAGUGAUCUCAGCGAGGAGGAGAAACCCCAGAAGAAGCGAAAGCGAGCGGCGCCAAAGAAACCAGCACCAAAGCACAAGUCUAAAGCCGUUAAACCCGAAGGGGGGGACGAAGGGGACGAAGAGGACGAAGAGGAUGCGAUCAAAUCUGAACCUGAAGUGCCAGGGGAUAAUGACGAUGAGGUUGAGAAUGGAGAACUCAAAAGUGACAAGGCAACAACUUCAACAAAACCACAGAACCCAGAAGAUAGAGAGGAGGGUCCCAAAAGAGGUGAGAACAAGCCAGUUGUCGACGAGGAAGAAGAAUAUUCCGAUGUCAUCGAUGAGCCAGUAAAGCCCAAACGCAAGAAGAAGGAAAAGAAAGAGGCAGCCAGCAAGCCAGCAAAGGAUACCAAGGUUGCCGCAAAGAAAGUCACUACAUCUGACGACUCUAACACCGAGGAAAUCAAGCGACUGCAGGGUCAGCUUACGAAGUGUGGUGUUAGAAAGCUUUGGCACAACGAGCUGAAGAAAUACGGCGAUGAUGCCAAAGCAAAGAUUCGACACCUUAGGAAGAUGCUCACUGAUAUCGGAAUGGACGGCCGCUUCUCAGAAGCGAAGGCGCGCGAAAUCAAAGAGAGGCGAGAACUUCUGGCCGAGGUUGAAUCUGCGCAGGAGAUGAGUGCUCUCUGGGGUGUAGAGGGCCGUGGUCGUGCAAGCCGCAGCAAGAGCAAGAGUGCCAAGGUCGUUGAAAGCGGCGAUAGUGACGCCGAAGAAGACGACGGUGACGAGAAUAAUGAUGACGAAGAGGAAACGUAUGCUGCGAGACGCAAGAGAGCAAGGGCGGAUUUGGCGUUCCUGGGCGAUGAUGACAGUGAUUCCGAUUAAGGCCUAUGGGUAUUCUAUGCUUAUGAUUCACCUGUCUAUGUCGACGGUAUGUAAUUUAGGAACAUCAGGAUGCAUCACGAGAAACUUUGUACAAAAUGGUGUCUGGG